UUCCGUAGAGAUGACAACCUACAGUGGCUAGUUGUGAGCUAAAGCUAACUACACAACACUGUAGAGAACGAGUUGCUCUACUGAACAAACCAAGUCUUUCUUUAGAAGUGAUAACUUUUGUCUGUCUUUUUGGAGUCGGUCGUUGAAACGGGAUCUUAACAAACAGGCGGAGUGAAGUGGUGAAGUCGUUUUUUGUGUGUAUUUUAGGUCUGUGUGUCACUGCAGUCCUCAGCCCUCUCCUCAGUCUCCUGGGUGUGGAUGAUCCCGGCUCUGUGCCAGUCCUCUGUAGAUGAAGAUGUCACUGGCUCAGCGUGUCCUCCUCUCCUGGAUCUUCGCUCUAAUAUUCCUCAUCAUGCUGGUCCUUAAGCUGGACUCUAAGAUCCAAUGGAACUGGUUUCUCAUCUUCCUCCCAGUCUGGACUUUUGACACCAUCCUCAUCCUCAUGCUGGUGGUGAAGAUGGCAGGUCGCUGCAAGCCAGACUUUGACCCCAGGGAUGGGGAGCAGAGCCUGAAGCGCAGGUUGUGGUACCUGAUGGCCCUGCUCCUGAAGCUGGCCUUCUGUCUGACUCUGUGCUCCCGCCUGCAGGGCCUCACCGAUAUGUGGGUCAGUGUGGUGUGUGUCCCUCUGUGGGUGCUUCUGGGUGGGGCACUGGUGGAGCUGGGACACAGUGUUUUCCACUACAGGAGGGACUAAAUAGGACUAAUACCUGCUUUUAAAGUGAACACAAGAGUCAAAAACUGUUAUUAUGUUGGGAAGCAUCCAUCUGAUCUGAUCUGGUGCCGUGGAUUAGUAUCAUUGCCAUGUCUGACUUUAUUAAACACAUCACUUAUUGAUCUAAUGUAAUUUAUCCACACUAAAAACAGCCGUUUUGUCAGCAUUUAUGCAUUUCUUCAGUCAUGGAAGGUUGUGAUUUGAGGAACAGAUCUUAAAUGGGAGUGGGAAAGUGGAUCCAAAAUGGAUACAGGCAGAUAUAGGUCAGAAUGGCUACACAGAGGCAGAGGGUGAAUCCUUAGUUCUGGCAUCUCCAGAACCAGAUGAGUUGUUUUGGUUUUUACAUCACUUCUUUCUGCCUUGUCUUUAGGCAGCAGAAGGAAAAGAAAGGGUGAACCAGGGUCAAGAGGAGUCAGUUUUUAUUAUCUGAAGUACUGCUACAGUUGCUGGUUAUCUUCCUUUUUGAUUAACAUUUAGAUUUCCAAAACAUAAAGCACGUUUCACUGACUCAUCUAAAAGAUUAAAAAGAGAAAGUUCACCACAUGAACUUACUAGAUUAGUUGUUAAAUCACUAAUCUUAAGCAAUGAAUGUGCACCAGUUCCUACUGUAAAUGUUCUCCAACACUCACCAUUUCAUUCAUUUGCACUAGCAUUCACUGUGUGCCACUAAUUCAUUCAGUGUAUGUUUGUAAAAUUACUGAUGAAGAUGACAUUUUAAACAAAUCCCUGUUAAACAUUCCUGUCAAACCCUCAAAACUGAGUAUGAUUCACAAUGUGUUACACCUGUUUGCCAGACCGUCUUCUGCCACUGACAUAUUUUGAAUGUAAAAUCAAUGUGUUCUCUAUGUUUUUGUUUUUGUUUUUUUAAGUCCUGUGCUUUAUACAAAGAUGUAUUGUUAUGUUACUUGUAUGAUUUUUUGUUUUUAUCCAGAACUCAGAAUACAUUGAUGACUGUCACAUGUUCUGAAGAUACUGUAAUCUUCACUAAACAAAUGUGAUAAUCAGAUAAAAUAACAGAGACAGUCUUGCAUUUCUAAAAUUGUUACCUUUAGAAGAGCUGCCGUGAGAUGUUUUAGGCUACAUUCAAAC
Messenger RNA from Sphaeramia orbicularis (orbiculate cardinalfish), 1801 nucleotides. RefSeq names its product transmembrane protein 60 (gene tmem60). Lineage: Eukaryota; Metazoa; Chordata; Actinopteri; Kurtiformes; Apogonidae. The record is from RefSeq and is a predicted model, not a curated record. The coding region runs from base 290 to 694 and encodes 134 amino acids. The transcript has 2 exons.